GGUCUUAGAGUCCGCGCAGAUAAAAGGGACUUGAGAUCCUGAGCAGCAUCAGAAGCAAACUGAGGACGGCUGAGUAAAUCAGUCAGGACAGGUACACUGGGAUUUUCUCUGCUCGUCGUCAAGACAUCCAGACAAUAGAAGAUAUGGUGGCUGUGCAGAAGUCUUGGACCACCCUGAUUGUCCUUGCUGUGUGUUUGCUGAUGUGCAUAGGGACCCUGGUAGAGGCUUACCCUAUGAAACCCGAGUUCCCAGGAGAAAAUGCCCCCCCUGAAGAAAUGGCGAAGUACUACUCCGCUCUCAGAUAUUACCUCAAUCUCAUCACACGACAGAGGUAAACUGGAACCACACAUCAUUGAAUAUAUAUGGGAAGAGAUAAUCCAGAAGCUUUGUCAGAUUCCCCUUUUGAUGAAAGCAGAGUUCAUGUUGGGAAGUCAAGAUACUAUGAUUCCUUGAUGUGGUGAUUUCAUCCUCAUUUUACCUUUUGUGUUGAUGCAUUUUAAUUAUGGUGCAGAAGGACCUGACCUCUACAGAAUUAUGACAAGACUACACCAAACCAAAAGGAUCACUGCAUGCAAACCUUGUUCAUGCAUUGAGAAACCAUUGAAGUUUUUUUGUGGCAGACAAUUGUACAUAAUUUAUUGUUAAAAUAAUAUAUGACAGUCAAGAAAAAAAACAAAAUGGGGGGUCUUUCUGAGGAAAAAUAUCUUGUUUGUAUUGUAAAAAUGUUUAUGUGCAAUUAAAGUUUAAUCAAAUUAAAGAUCAAUCAAAUUUGC
Mobula hypostoma (lesser devil ray) is the source of this 773-nucleotide messenger RNA. Its product is annotated as peptide YY-like. Gene Ontology annotation, molecular function: neuropeptide hormone activity; neuropeptide Y receptor binding. The transcript has 4 exons. Gene Ontology annotation, cellular component: extracellular region. Bases 144 to 335 code for a protein of 63 amino acids. NCBI's taxonomy places the organism in Eukaryota, Metazoa, Chordata, Chondrichthyes, Myliobatiformes, Myliobatidae. Gene Ontology annotation, biological process: neuropeptide signaling pathway; feeding behavior. The record is from RefSeq and is a predicted model, not a curated record.